This is a messenger RNA of Oryzias melastigma (Indian medaka), 605 nucleotides long. RefSeq names its product translation machinery associated 7 homolog (gene tma7). The record is from RefSeq and is a predicted model, not a curated record. The coding region runs from base 120 to 314 and encodes 64 amino acids. NCBI's taxonomy places the organism in Eukaryota, Metazoa, Chordata, Actinopteri, Beloniformes, Adrianichthyidae. The transcript has 4 exons.
GGCACUUCAGAGAGUUUCUAUUUCCGGGGUCCUGACAGCGCGGAUUAGCAUUGUUAGCAUCGCCUCCUUCGCAGCGAUAUUUCUGUCAUAUCUUUUUGCAAAUAUUAGUAAAUCCAAGCAUGUCUGGAAGAGAAGGAGGCAAAAAGAAACCUCUGAAGGCCCCCAAGAAACAGUCCAAAGAAAUGGAUGAUGAUGAGGUGGCAUUUAAGCAGAAGCAGAAAGAAGAGCAGAAGGCCUUGGAGGCGCUGAAGGCCAAAGCAUCUGGAAAAGGACCUCUUGGUGGCAGCGGCAUCAAGAAAUCAGGAAAGAAAUAAAGUCUGCAUCAGAAGAUUCUAGUGUGACCCCUUCCUGUCCUUCUGUCUGCCCAAAGACUUCAUUUAAUGUUCGGCCCCCCAGCACUCGAACCGCACGAGGAGAAACAUGACGAAUAAGAGAAGAGCGAUGAUAGAACGGUGCUCCGUCCUAUUACUGUUCCUCCUUUAUGACCAAUAACGUCUGCAGAGGCGUCGCCAUGGUGACGGCAUCGUGUGAAACUAACACAUUUUAGUUUUAUUCAUUUUUUUUCUGUGAAUAGGGGGAAAUAAAUAAACAAAUUUUGUAUUCUG